This is a messenger RNA of Daucus carota subsp. sativus, 1761 nucleotides long. RefSeq names its product probable membrane metalloprotease ARASP2, chloroplastic. The record is from RefSeq and is a predicted model, not a curated record. Gene Ontology annotation, molecular function: metalloendopeptidase activity; protein binding. Gene Ontology annotation, cellular component: membrane. The coding region runs from base 172 to 1485 and encodes 437 amino acids. NCBI's taxonomy places the organism in Eukaryota, Viridiplantae, Streptophyta, Magnoliopsida, Apiales, Apiaceae. The transcript has a single exon. Gene Ontology annotation, biological process: proteolysis.
UUAAAACAUCAGAGUAUCUCUGGAUCGCUUCCUCUCCACAUACCAUAAAUAUGAAUUAUCCAAAUCCCUCCUAACUCUUGUUCCCUCCACCUCCACCUCCUCAAUUCUAAACCCCAAAAGCUCUCAUUUUGAUCCCAAAAAACACAAAAGAAAUCUCAAAUUGUACAUAAAAUGAUUAUAUCAUCCCCUCCAACUUCAUUUAAUCUGGCCAAGACUCCAAAUUCAAGAACACCCAUUUGCCCAAAACGCCUAUAUUCUUCGCAUUUUUCAUUUUCUUGGUCUUCAAAUUUCAAGAACCAAUCUUUUUGCUACAAGAAUCAAAACCCACAUCAGAAAAGGCUAAAGUUCAAAUCUUGCGCUAUACCCGGGUAUGAUUUCAGUGGGUUUGAUGGGGUUCAGCCUGUUGUGGAAGCAGCUGCUGUGUUAACUGCUAUAAUUGUGGUUCAUGAAAGUGGUCAUUUCUUGGCAGCUAUAGUUCAGGGUAUUCGUGUAAGUAAAUUUGCUGUUGGGUUUGGUCCAAUUUUAGCUAAAUUUAAUGCAAAUAAUGUAGAGUAUUCACUUAGGGCUUUUCCACUUGGUGGUUUUGUGGGGUUUCCAGAUAAUGAUCCUGAUAGUGAUAUUCCUGUGGAUGAUGUUGAUUUGCUUAAAAAUAGGCCUAUAUUUGAUAGGAUUGUUGUUGUUUCGGCUGGUGUGAUUGCUAAUGUUGUGUUUGCUUAUUUGAUUAUUUUGAUGCAAAUAUUGUCUGUUGGAUUGCCUGUUCAAGAUAAUUUUCCGGGGGUGCUUGUGCCCGAGGUUAGACCACUCUCAGCCGCAUUUCGAGCUGGGUUGCUCCCUGGUGAUGUGAUUCUGGGGGUAAAUGGUGUUGAAUUGUCGAAGCAAGGUCCUAGUUUAGUUUCUGAGGUUGUUAAUAUAAUCAAGAAAAAUCCGAAAGCUGAUGUGAUGCUUAAGAUUAAGAGAAGUAACCAAAAUAUUGAUAUUACUGUUUCCCCUGAUGAGAUUUCUGAUGGCACGGGUCGAAUUGGGGUUCAGUUAUCACCGAAUGUUAGGUUCUCUAAUGUUAGGCCGAAGGAUGUUAUAGAAGCUUUUAAGUACACGGGGCGUGAGUUCUUUGGCUUGACGUUUAAUGUCUUGGAUAGCCUGAAACAGACUUUCUUUAAUUUCUCCCAAACUGCAAGCAAAGUUUCCGGUCCUGUUGCUAUUAUAGCAGUGGGAGCAGAAGUUGCAAAGUCAAGCUCAAAUGGGCUUUACCAAUUUGCUGCUAUUUUAAAUCUUAAUCUUGCAGUUAUAAAUCUUCUACCUCUGCCAGCUUUAGAUGGGGGCUCUUUGGCUUUGAUACUUGUAGAAGCAGUUAGAGGUGGGAAGAAACUCCCCUCAGAAGUAGAGCAAGGGAUAAUGUCUUCAGGAUUUAUGCUUGUUACAGUUCUUGGUCUGUUCCUAAUAGUAAGAGACACAUUAAACCUUGAUUUCAUCAAAGACUUGCGAUGAUUGUCAGAAACACUCUAAAUCUUCACCCUCAUCGUUGACGCAAUACUGAAUACGAUCAGGGAUUUGAAAACCGCUUUGGGUAUAGGUUAGUCAUGCUAGCCUCUAACGGUACAUGGAAGAGAUGAAUUCAGCUUGUGGUUUCUGCUCAGCAUGGGCUCUGAUUUAUCUUAAGAUAUUAUCUGGCAGAUAUAUGUAGCAAUAGAAUUCAACAUGGAUGUUAUUUGUUGUCUAUAGAAAUUAUUCUAUUGUGGUUCUCCCGAGACAGGUUUUGAAUUA